Molecule: messenger RNA, 507 nt
Organism: Phalaenopsis equestris
Lineage: Eukaryota; Viridiplantae; Streptophyta; Magnoliopsida; Asparagales; Orchidaceae
Product: N-carbamoylputrescine amidase-like
Exons: 4
Molecular function (GO): N-carbamoylputrescine amidase activity
Source: RefSeq, a predicted model, not a curated record
AUAUCUUUUGUAGCAAUAUGUUGGGAUCAAUGGUUCCCUGAGGCUGCAAGGGCUAUGGUUCUGCAAGGUGCUGAGAUACUCUUUUACCCGACUGCUAUAGGAUCUGAACCUCAAGAUUCUGAACUCGAUUCUAGAGAACACUGGAAGCGCGUUAUGUGCGGCCAUGCCGGAGCGAACUUGGUUCCUCUUGUGGCCUCUAAUAGAAUAGGAAAGGAAACAAUUGAAACAGAACAUGGUGAUAGCACAAUAAGAUUCUAUGGAAAUUCAUUUAUAGCAGGACCGACUGGGGAAAUUCUGGCUGUUGCGAAUGAUGAAGAUGAAGCUGUUUUAACAGCUGAGCUCAACCUGGAUAAGAUCAAGUCCCAGAGGCAUAGCUGGGGGGUUUUCAGGGACCGGCGCCCAGAUUUAUAUGAGGUUCUCCUAACGUUAGAUGGAACCAGAAAAUCAUCAUCAGGUCGUUGGAGAAGGAAAAAUCUAAAGGGACAAAUAUGAAGAAACAUCAAGCUG